Messenger RNA from Anisakis simplex (herring worm), 417 nucleotides. Lineage: Eukaryota; Metazoa; Nematoda; Chromadorea; Rhabditida; Anisakidae. The record is from the annotation of a GenBank genome assembly.
UACGUUCAUUGGGCUGAAAUGAUUGGAGUGGGCUCGCUGUUGAUGGCCAUAUUCGGUACACAUACACUGGCACGACUGACAUCACCACUACGGGUUCAUGACAAUUUUCCGCCUGAUCGAUGUGGCUCUCCUGUUCUAUACGGCUCAGCAGCCGAUGAUCUUCGAGAAUAUUUUGGUUCGUUUCGGUGUCGNGUACAGUGUGGACCAGCACUAUCGGCUCAAGACAACGCCAGAUUCAUUUGCAAUUUCGUUAUAAUCAUCGAGAUGCUGCUGUUGUCCUUAUGUGCCAGUGUAUUACUAGCUCCAUCACGGAGCGCGCUCUUCGAUCGUUAUCCACACGGCUGCGGAUCACCAAUCUCGACGAGUUUCACCGACGAGUCAAUGUUGACUCAUAAUGAGCAGCAAUCCGAAGACUAG